Molecule: messenger RNA, 788 nt
Organism: Sander lucioperca (pikeperch)
Lineage: Eukaryota; Metazoa; Chordata; Actinopteri; Perciformes; Percidae
Product: phospholipase A2, minor isoenzyme-like
Exons: 4
Coding region: 229-678 (149 amino acids)
Biological process (GO): lipid catabolic process; arachidonate secretion; phospholipid metabolic process
Molecular function (GO): calcium ion binding; phospholipid binding
Source: RefSeq, a predicted model, not a curated record
UGACCGCUGAAGAUUAACAUGUUUGAUUUGGAAAUUGUCACACUUGUAAUUGAAGGUGUUAAAUACAUUACGAGGUGAACAAAAUUCUCAAGUAGAAACUGUCAAGUAACCCCUGAUUUAAAGCUCCCACCCCCUUGUCUCCUCCUCUCUUAUCUCCAGUUUUCUCUCCUCACCUCCUGUCAUAUUAGAACAGCCUGUGCCAGAAUUCAGACUUUUCGGACUGUAGCCAUGAAUCUGACAGCUCCUCUGCUGCUGCUGCUUCUCACGGCUUGUGCGGCCAGUGGUGCGCUGCUGCCCAAGGCCUUAUGGCAGUUUGGGCAGAUGAUCCCUUGCACCCAGCCUGGCGUUAACUCCCUAAAGUACAACAAUUACGGCUGCUGGUGCGGUUUCGGGGGGAAAGGAAGCCCUCUGGAUGAAUUGGACAUGUGCUGUAAAGUUCACGACAAAUGCUAUCAAGCAAGCAGAAAGGCUCCAGGGUGCACAGCUAUCGCUGACCUUCCCUAUGUUCUUGUUUAUGACUUCACCUGUUCAAACCAACAAGUGACCUGCUCAGCGACCAACAAUAAGUGCCAGGCUGCCGUGUGUGAGUGCGACCGGGUGGCGGCUCACUGCUUCGCUCAGUCCACAUACAACCCUGAAAACAAGAACAUCGAUCCCAGAGUCCACUGUGUCAACUAAGUUAUACAACCCACAAAAACACACACACACAUACAUGUGUGCGUUUCACUAUCUUUGUGGGGACCCAUCAUUGACAUAAUGCAUUUCCUAGCCCCUUACCCUAACCUUAA